Messenger RNA from Lacerta agilis (Sand lizard), 5167 nucleotides. It is a transcript of the gene WDR37, whose product is annotated as WD repeat domain 37. Gene Ontology annotation, molecular function: protein binding. Bases 338 to 1909 code for a protein of 523 amino acids. Gene Ontology annotation, cellular component: preribosome, large subunit precursor. The record is from RefSeq and is a predicted model, not a curated record. NCBI's taxonomy places the organism in Eukaryota, Metazoa, Chordata, Lepidosauria, Squamata, Lacertidae. The transcript is spliced from 15 exons.
UCCGGCGGGAACCGGAAGUGGGCUCGAGCUUCUCUGGUGGAGCUAGCGGUUUUGGCGCAUUCCGUGCCGGAGAGGGAGACCAGCUGCAGCGGCGACCUUUUCCUCCUCCUCCUCCUCCUCCUCCUCUUUUCAUUUUCUUUUCUCCUCUUCCUCUUUCUCCUCCUAACCGGAGCUGCCUCCCCCCCCACUCUAUUCCCCCCCCUUCUCCUCGGCUUGGCUUGUUCUUCUCUCCGCCUUCCUUGCCUCCCUCUCCGGGCUCGGGAGCCGCCCCCUCCGCCUCCCAGCUGGAUUUCAGAGUUUAUCUUAGGAACUUCUGGGAAGUUAUUUUUUUGAAGUAAUGCCCACAGAAAGUGGAAGUUGUGCCACUGCUCGCCAAGCCAAGCAGAAACGCAAAUCUCACAGUCUUUCUAUACGAAGAACAAACAGUUCUGAACAGGAGCGGUCAGGAUUGCAGAGAGAGAUGUUGGAAGGCCAGGAUUCUAAACUGCCAUCAUCUGUAAGAAAUACACUCCUGGAACUUUUUGGCCAAAUAGAAAGAGAGUUUGAAAACCUCUACAUUGAAAAUCUCGAAUUACGUAGAGAGAUUGAUACACUUAAUGAACGCUUAGCAGCUGAAGGCCAAACCAUUGAUGGAGCUGAACUGAGCAAGGGACAGCUGAAAACAAAAGCCAGUCAUAGUACCAGUCAGCUGUCUCAGAAAUUAAAGACUACUUACAAGGCAUCUACUAGCAAGCGCUCAAAUUCUUUCCCAGGCAAAUCAGGUGGACCUCGCAACUUCAACGUGGGAAGCUGGGAAAUAUGGGGUGGAGACUCCUGGAUUGUAUCUAGUUUCAAAACUACGACGUCUAGAGCCAUUUGCCAGCUGGUGAAAGAGUAUAUUGGUCAUCGGGAUGGGAUUUGGGAUGUCAGUGUCACGAAAACUCAGCCAUUGGUGCUGGGGACAGCAUCUGCUGAUCACACUGCUUUGCUUUGGAGCAUAGAAACAGGGAAGUGCCUUGUGAAAUAUGGUGGGCAUGCUGGAUCAGUAAAUUCCAUAAAGUUUCAUCCGACGGAACAAGUGGCUCUUACAGCUUCAGGAGAUCAGACAGCUCAUAUCUGGAGGUACAUGGUGCAGUUGCCUACACCUCAGCCUACCGCAGACUGUAAUCAAAUGUCUGGAGAAGAUGAAGUUGAGUUCUCUGAUAAAGAUGAACCUGAAGGAGAUGGAGAUGGUUCUAGUGAUUGUCCCACCAUCCGGGCUCCUUUAACUUUCCUAAAAAGCCACCAAGGUGUAGUCAUAGCAGCUGAUUGGCUAGUUGGAGGGAAGCAAGCUGUGACAGCUUCAUGGGAUAGAACAGCAAACCUGUAUGAUGUGGAGACAUCUGAACUGGUGCACUCUCUGACAGGACACGACCAAGAACUUACACAUUGUUGCACGCAUCCCACCCAGCGUCUUGUGGUGACCUCAUCACGAGACACGACUUUCCGUCUGUGGGAUUUCAGAGACCCUUCUAUCCAUUCUGUGAAUGUCUUUCAGGGCCAUACAGACACUGUGACUUCAGCUGUCUUCACUGUGGGAGACAACGUUGUUUCGGGUAGUGAUGACCGUACUGUGAAAGUCUGGGACUUGAAAAAUAUGAGGUCGCCUAUUGCCACUAUUCGCACAGAUUCUGCAGUAAACAGGAUUAAUGUUUGUGUCGGCCAAAGAAUCAUUGCCCUUCCACAUGACAACCGGCAGGUUAGAUUAUUUGACAUGUCUGGAGUGCGAUUAGCACGGCUACCUCGCAGCAACAGACAGGGGCAUAGAAGAAUGGUUUGCUGUUCAGCAUGGAGUGAAGACCACCCGAUCUGCAAUCUGUUCACUUGUGGAUUUGAUCGGCAGGCUAUUGGGUGGAACAUCAAUAUUCCUGCCUUGCUUCAGGAAAAAUGAGAUGCUGAAAGAAUUCUUCCCCGGACCCCUCAGUUUUGUUGCCAUAGACUUUUUUUGUGCAGACUUUCCUGUAAGCUGGUCUGCUGUUAACAUAAAAGGUGCGCCUUGAAAGGGAGUGUGUUGCAAAUGUUGUUAUCACAUUGUGCACAGUUUGCAUGAAAUGUACAGAGAAAUAUGUGACCUUUUCAAAGAAGCUAGAUUCUCGCAUAUGGACUUUUAUAACUUGGCAUCCACUGGUGAGUAGAAGGAUAUUUGGCUUUCCUAUGGAGCAUAUAAGUGUUCAUAAGUUAUUCAGCCUAGAUGAACAGUAGGGCAUUAUGUUUGACUUAAAUGUGAAUUCUGUGUACUUAUUGUGAAGAAUAUAUAGUCUGCCUUUCCCUCAUCAUUUUACAUAUCUGCCUUGUGAUUAAGGAGCGUAUAGGGCUAAACUUAAGAUGAAGGGUGAAUUUCAGAAGUAUGGUGGAGAUUUCCCCUCCCAUCUAUAUUUGAGCACUCCUGCUGAUUUGAGCACUCCAAUGUAGUAUUUGAUUCUGAUUUGAGCACUCCAAUGUAUUUAUUUAUUGGAGUAUUUAUUUCAAUUCCCAAUUUAAGGGGGAAAAUACAGGUUUUUUUUAAAGCAUUGGGCAUAGAAUGUUGGUUUGCCAUGUUGAGUAUAUUCCUAUACAUUUCAAGAACUAACUGGUUCACCCUUACCCUGUUGGCUAGAGCCACCAUUCUGUGUUUUGGUAUUUUACAUAACUGCAAACUACAAAAUAUUAUAAUCACGGCAAUCUGAGCAAGUUUUAAAGCACUUUAGUUUAUAGCAGCUGUUAUAAACCACAAGCGGCAGAUGAAAUUUCCUAGAGAAUGUGAGACCUGUAUCUAAGAAGGAUUUACAUUGCUACAUUUUGUGAAGAUUUUUUUAUUAUAAAAAACAGAAUAAAUCUUGAAGUUUUUUGGUUUUUUUUUUUUUAAAAAAAGAAUGCACCUGUGUUUAACAUAUUUCAAAAUGGGACCUCUCCCAUCAACGUUCUGUUUUUGGGCCAACAACACUGUGGCAGAGAUCCAAAAGAUCAGACUAGUUAUGCAUGCCAAUAAACGUGGCAAGCCACUUUUGAAAUUAAGUGGCCUGUCAGAAGCAGAUUGUAAUAUGGCAUGGUGGUUGGGAGCGGGUCUGCUGUUCAAAGACAAAAGUAAGGAAGUUCGUUGGACAUUCCCAAACCCUUGGUCAUGCUAACAUUGUUCUUUGGAUCCUGGCCAUUGCAACUAAGUGUGCUACCUCAAAAAUGUAUGUGGGGCUACUAUGAAUCUUGCUGUUUAACCUUGAUAACACACUUUGGGUCUCAUUCCAAUGUGCUGUCAUAAAGAGUGGAAGACAAUCAUACCAAAUUUCAAGGUUGUACUUUGUCAAGACAUAACUUGUUAACUUGGAAUGAAGGUCCUUGUGUUGUUUCACACCAUUUGACAGGCGGUCCUUAAAUGGGUUUUGCUCUUACUAAGUUGUGUUGUCAGCUUGAUGUGUGCAAUUAAUAUUCCCAAGCACUUCAGGUAGCCAACUGUCUUGAAGAAGGAUAAUGAGACCGUACAUUAUGACUCCUUCAUAGAUGUUGUAUUUGCAGCUGAGGGCAGGCAGUGGUUCUCUAAACUGUUUGUUCAUAUCUCAGGGUUGGAGCCAAAAUAAUCAAAGUGGUAAUGUAGGUUGCUUAUAAAAGGUUUAAAAUUAUUUCCCCUACAUUACUUUGAGUUACACUUCCUUGAUCAGUUCUCCUCUUCCUCCUCCAGUUAUUGUGCUCCAUAGCACUGUCCAAUAGGAAUUUGAGAAGCUGACUCUAGGGGAGAGAGUGGAGGCAUCAUUUAUGAGAGUGCUGAAAUCAUAGCAAGUUGAGGCAUAACAUUAUAGCAUGUCAUAUAGGAGUUAAAGUAGUUUAUGGAGAAGAGAAUUAAUGCAAGAAGCAUAUAAUAAGUGAAUAGCUUGAUCUGUUUGGGGUAAAAGGAUCUGUGAUCUCAAAGCUUAAGUGGCUAUGUAGCACUAAAGCCUGGAAUGAGUAAAUGACUGAGGCUUGUGAUUAUAUUAUCAAAUGUAUAAUGAUAAGUAAAUGAUUACUUGGAAUUUGAUUUAAAAUCCUUAAGAGAUACUGCUUUUCAUUUCCCUAAUCCGGGUCAUCUACCCAUACUCGAUGGCAAAACUCAAAUGAGUUGUGGAUGGCUUUAUUGCAUGUUUUGUUACAUCGUUUUGCAGCAUGUGCUUCUAUUUGGGUCUUGUCACAGAGUGACUGGAUGGGGAAACAGUGUAGAGAGGAGCAAUCUUGCCACAUCACUCCUUUAUUUAUCAUUGUUAAAAGACAAUGUUUUGCCUACAUGCUCCCUAGCUAAUGGGUGUUGCAGGCAUUUCAAUUGAAUGCAACAAACUCCUUUAAGAAUGUCUAGACCUGCCUUAGGGUAGAGCUUGGGUUCUCUCUGGUCUCAUUGUCUUGGGAAUCACCCGUUGAGUGGCUUGGGCUCAUAGCUCUCCACCUUCAGUGAGAGAUGAUGGGUGCCACUUGCAUGGACAGUUCAUAGGAAUGGAGUCUUUACAUUUUAAAAAUAUAUAUGAAAUAACAACAGUGGAGCGUGAAAUUGAUGCCUGCUGUCACUGAGCUUUAUAUAUCACCAAAGGACCAACCUCCUGUAGCAGAGAUAUCUACCUGCUUGUUCCCACUCAGCCACAUGUCUUGGCUUCAUUGAAAGGAGCAAGUUAGUUAAGUGUUGUGUUGAGGCAACAGGUGCCUGUCCCAACAGUAGAUGAAUGGUAGCAGUGUAAACAGUUAUACAUUUCACAUUUUCUGGUCUUCACAUGAUAAUGAACAGGUGUUCUAAUAACUGCUGUGAGUAUUGAUUUAAUUAUGUCUUGCAUUUCACAUAGAAGGAAAGUGACUGUUACAUAUUUUCAGUAUUGAAACUUAGUUUUGCAUAAGAUCGCUGUAUCACUGGGCAAAUCACAAAGACCUGUGUCUGUCUGUCUUUCUCUGUGUAUAUGUGGUCUUCAAACAGUGCACAUCAUUUUUUUUAAAAAAAUGAAAACAUCUGUACCUAUUUCAGAAAUCGGAAGAAUCUUAUUUUGAUGCCUAAGUCUUUGAAAACCAACUUCCGCAGAGGAAGAAAAUCCUGUACUCGUAUGUCAGUGUAGAACCACUUGUUUUUUUGUUUACUGAUAUUCUGGUGAUUUGAUUGUGUUUUUUAGAUGUUCAGUGUGUGUCUUCGUUGCAAUUUGAAAAUGCCAUUAAAUCAUUCAGCAUUGUU